ACUAAGAUUUACUUGUACAACAUUGGACUGUCCAGAAUCAGACUAACUUCAGGAUUAGCUCAUUCUCAUUCGGUUUGACAUCGAGUGCAGAGUCACUACAGCUGUGUGCAAGGACUGAAAAAGUAUCAGUCAGAUCAUGGAUGUAAUAAUCAUCGUUAAACAGCAGCAGCUGCCCAGACUCAUCAUCUGUUUACUGUUGUCUUCAGGUUUAUUGGAUGGAGCUGAUGUCAACCAACCGUCCAUGAUGUGGAGAAACAAGGAUGACAACACAACCCUUCACUGCAACCACACCAAGGGUGCUGAUUACUUUCAAAUGUACUGGUAUAGACAGCUGCCCGGAGAAACCAUAAAGCUCAUCGUCUUCACAACGUCUGUCAACAAAAAUUAUGACUUUGGCAAAUUUAGCAAAGACAAGUUUGCAGCCGACAGGCCUGAUGUUUUCAGGGGAACGUUGACGGUGAAUAACUUGCAACCUGGAGAUGAAGGCUUGUAUUUCUGUGCUGUGAGUAAACACAGUGGUACAGGGAAACGUGGGCACAAAACAAAAAGCUGGUGUCUUUUUCCGAACAGUGAAGGUGUCUCUGACACCAAAACUGUCAUCCAAACACCUGGCCACAUCGUGAAGAGGCCUGAGGAAUCCGUUGACAGGGAGAUCAACUGUUCACACAACAUUCCAAACCAUGACUACAUUCUCUGGUACAAACAGGAGGAAAACAAAUCCCUGAAGUACCUGGGGUUUCUCAACCGGAAAUAUGAGACCGUAGAGAGCGAUUUGUCGGGAAAAAUUCACAUCACUGGCGAUGGCAAUGAAAAAAUCAUCAUCAUGCUCAUCAUCACUGACAGGAAGACAGAAGCUGCUGUGAAGAGUCUGGGUCUGUUCAACAUGAUCUUCACACUUUUACCAUUCUGGUUCCUAUGUUUUCCCAGAGUUAAAGGUUCUGCUGACAACAAUGUCAUUCAAACACCUGCUUUCAUCAUUAAGAGACAUGGGGAAACUGUGAACAGAUCAACACGGAGCUUUAAUGCAGCUGCAGGAUCAAACCAGAUAAAAUGCAGCUACGACUGCAGUCCACAACUGCUUAUAUCUCAACUGCACCCACUGUUAUUGUACGGUGCGUUGACUUUGACAACAUUCAUGGAUAAACAGAGUUGCAUCAGCGUUGUCAUACUUCUGCUUUGGACAAAAGGCUUCACUGAUGGGAGUUAUGUUACACAAACUUCAAUUCUGUGGAAAAACAACAGUGACAAUGCAACCAUGCAUUGCAACCAAUCCAAGGGUUCGGAUUACUACCAAAUGUACUGGUUCAGGCAACUUCCAGGAAAAACCAUGGAGCUCAUUGUGUUAACAAUGAGCACAACGAAAGAGCAUGACUUUGGAAAAUUCAGUAAAGUGAAGUUUUCAGCUGAAAAGCCUGAUGCUUUCAGCGGGUCCUUCACCGUGAAGACCUUGGAGGCUGGAGAUACAGGGCUGUACUUCUGUGCUGCUAGUCAACACAGUGACACACUCACACAGACAGGCUGAACAAAAACUCUUCAGACCUGCUGUACAAUAAGGUGACACUGCUCUAUUAGUAACGGCUCACGGGCAGUGUGUAGGUGUGAGCUGGAAUCAAACCACAGUUAGGACACCAUUUAUUAAACGUAAGGAAAUUAUCAACAAACAUGUGCCGGCUAGCUACACACUAGCUUGAGGAGCAGAGCAGGUUGAUAACAGGUGCAAAACGCCAGGUUAACACAGAUUACAGGUUAUGACGUCGUGCAGCUGUUACAUAAGUUGCAUUGAGGUAC
Cynoglossus semilaevis (tongue sole) is the source of this 1788-nucleotide messenger RNA. RefSeq lists its product as uncharacterized. The coding region runs from base 137 to 1522 and encodes 461 amino acids. Gene Ontology annotation, biological process: cell surface receptor signaling pathway. The transcript is spliced from 8 exons. The record is from RefSeq and is a predicted model, not a curated record. NCBI's taxonomy places the organism in Eukaryota, Metazoa, Chordata, Actinopteri, Pleuronectiformes, Cynoglossidae. Gene Ontology annotation, cellular component: plasma membrane.